Molecule: messenger RNA, 852 nt
Organism: Staurois parvus
Lineage: Eukaryota; Metazoa; Chordata; Amphibia; Anura; Ranidae
Source: the annotation of a GenBank genome assembly
AGUGGGCACUGGUCAUCUGGCACGACAGCGGGCAACGAGUCAUCUGGCACGACAGCGGGCAACGAGUCAUCUGGCAGGACAGCGGGCACCGAGUCAUCUGGCACGACAGCGGGCACCGAGUCAUCUGGCACGACAGCGGGCAACGAGUCAUCUGGCACGACAGCGGGCAACGAGUCAUCUGGCAGGACAGCGGGCACCGAGUCAUCUGGCAGGACAGCGGGCACCGAGUCAUCUGGCACCACAGCGGGCACCGAGUCAUCUGGCACCACAGCGGGCACCGAGUCAUCUGGCACGACAGCGGGCACUGAGUCAUCUGGCAUGACAGCGGGCAACAAGUCAUCUGGCACGACAGCGGGCAACGAGUCAACUGGCACGACAGCGGGCACCGAGUCAUCUGGCACGACAGCGGGAAACGAGUCAUCUGGCACGACAGCGGGCACCGAGAGUCAUCUGGCACGACAGCGGGCACCGAGUCAACUGGCACGACAGCGGGCACCGAGUCAUCUGGCACGACAGCGGGCAAUGAGUCAUCUGGCACGACAGCGGGCAACGAGUCAACUGGUAAGACAGCGGGCACCGAGUCAUCUGGCACGACAGCGGGCACCGAGUCAUCUGGCACGACAGCGGGCACGAGUCAUCUGGCAUGACAGCGGGCAACGAGUCAUCUGGCACGACAGCGGGCAACGAGUCAUCUGGCAGGACAGUGGGCAACGAGUCAUCUGGCACGACAGCGGGCAAUGAGUCAUCUGGCUGGAUCGGGUCAUCAGGCCGGCGGACACUGGGUCAUCAGGCAUCCGGGCAUCAGGCUGAACAGAAGGCGGGGUCUCAGACUGCAGGCUAACUGGUUUGGAU